AUGACAACCGCCACAUCCAUCCUCACGUCCAAACCCACCCAAAUCUCCAUCGCCACCAACCCCUCCCACGACCUCCUCAUCCAGCGCCAAGACGCCUCCUCAAUCCCUGACCCCAAACCGGGCGAAUGUCUCAUCCACGUGCGCGCGACGGGGAUCUGCGGGAGCGAUGUGCAUUUCUGGAAGGAAGGGCGGAUCGGGGACUCGGUGAUUCAAGGGGAGUGUGGACUGGGACAUGAGAGUGCCGGCGUGGUGGUGGGGUUGGGGGAGGGGGUGGAGGGGUUCGAAGUUGGUGAUCGAGUCGCCCUAGAAUGCGGCAUCCCCUGCUCCAAACCCACCUGCGAACCCUGCCGCACAGGCCGCUACAACGCCUGCCCCUCCAUAAUCUUCUACUCCUCCCCGCCCAUCAACGGCACCCUCCGCCGCUACCACGCCCACCCAUCCGCCUGGCUGCACAAACUCCCCGCCACCAUGACCUUCGAAGAAGGCGCGCUGCUCGAACCCCUCUCAGUCGCCUUAGCAGGGAUCGAACGCUCCGGGCUCCGCUUGGGGGAUCCGCUGGUAAUCUGCGGCGCGGGCCCGAUCGGGAUGGUGAGUUUGCUGGCGGCGAAUGCGGCGGGGGCGGCGCCGGUGGUGAUUACGGAUAUUGAUGAGAAUCGGCUGGCGAUGGCGAGGAGGUUGGUGCCGAGGGUGAGGACGGUGUUGGUGGAGAGGGGCGUGGAGAGUCAGGCCGUGGCGGGUAGGAUUAAGAGGGCGUUGGGCCAGGAGGCGAAGUUGGUCAUUGAGUGUACGGGCGUGGAGAGUAGUAUCCAUGCGGGGAUUUAUGCCUCCCGUUUCGGCGGCACAGUCUUCAUCAUCGGCGUCGGGAAGACAUUCCAGGAAAUUCCCUUCAUGUACGCUUCCUUCCGGGAGAUCGAUAUCAGAUUCCAGUUUCGCUAUCGCGAGACGUAUCCCAAGGCCAUUAUGCUUGUCUCGGAGGGAUUAAUUGAUUUGAAGCCUUUGGUGACGCAUCGAUUUACGCUGGAGCAGGCGCAGGAGGCUUUCGAUGCGGCUUCGACGCCAUCGGCGAAGGCGGUGAAGGUGCAGUUAUUGGAUGGUUGA
Messenger RNA from Zasmidium cellare ATCC 36951, 1098 nucleotides. RefSeq lists its product as uncharacterized. The coding region runs from base 1 to 1098 and encodes 365 amino acids. The transcript is spliced from 4 exons. Gene Ontology annotation, molecular function: L-iditol 2-dehydrogenase (NAD+) activity; zinc ion binding. The record is from RefSeq and is a predicted model, not a curated record. Gene Ontology annotation, biological process: D-sorbitol catabolic process. NCBI's taxonomy places the organism in Eukaryota, Fungi, Ascomycota, Dothideomycetes, Mycosphaerellales, Mycosphaerellaceae.